AGGCAUUCGCAUUUCCUUUCCAUUCAGUUCAUUGCAUUCCAUUCCACAGCUCACGGGAACUUCUUUCUUUCCUUUUCUUUCUCUUCUCCCACUUCUUCGUCAUCAUCAUCUCCUUUGUCUACAUUCAUCUUCGGCUUAUAUUUACUGCUCAAUAUUUAAUCUCUCACCAAACACCCCAUGUCCAUCGUCUAACUUUCUUUCCAGCCAUCAUGUAUCUCCGUUCCCUUCUUCUCGGGAGCGUCGCCGCUCUAGGCGUCAACGCUUUCUUAGUCGUUCCGGAGGUCGAAGAGGCCAUGACCUCUGAACCUGUAUUUUCCGGCCUUCAUCCUGCUGAAGCUCAUGUUUCUCUGCAACAGAACAUCGAUCUCUUCUGUACAGAGUGCCCUUUCAGAGAAGUCUCCGAGAAUGGAAAGGUCAGCUGGACUGACGGUUUCCAAACCGCUUUGUCCCUGAACUUCUCUAUCGAGGAUGGUUUCUUGCUGGCCAACGGGCGUCAGAUCUUCCCUCCCCCUCCUCCAACGAUGAUUACUGCCGUUCAGCGUCGGCUAUCCGAUGAUGAGGAGUCGGAGCCCAUCCCGUUGGGUUAUGCGGUCGAGAUGUUGCCGCUGCCUACUCCGCCAGAGGAACCCGUGGAGAUGGUGGUCGUUCGUUUCACUGUCCUCGAUUUGGAUAGUCACCCGGUUCCACUGAACACCGUGGCAAUCAACCUCAUCCACGAUCCCGAGGGUAACCUGUACAUGGUUAAGACCGAUAUCGAGGACAACACCCCUAACAGUGUCUCCUGGAGACAGUGCCGCGGAAAGCCGAUGUGCUUGAGAAGACUCUUAUUUAACCGAAUUCGAGCUUUGUUCGCCGCCGCCAAGGCCCGUAUGCUCGGAAUCAUGGGCCCCAAGCCUCACUGCGGUCGCCCUCGUCCUCAGCAUGAUGGCUUUGGUCCUAAUGGCAUGCCUGUGGGCGAAGGCCACGUGGGACGUCCGGGCCACCCUCAUCACCACCAUAUGCACCACGGAAACUGGGAGCGCACCGCCUCUCGCGUUGUUCGCUUCAUUGUCGUGCCCGCUGCGUUGGGCGUUCUGGCUGGUCUGGCCGCUAGCGCUGUGGGUAUGCUGGUCGGACAGGUGGUAGUGUUCUUGUGGCAGCGCUAUCGUCAUUCUGACCGCGAAGAGUCUUUGGAGCAAGGCACUACUUCUGAGAAACAGAGCUUGAUGACCGAGACUGCCGACGACCUCCCCCCAGCCUACAGCGAUGAGGAGGGCUCGGCUGAGGCAGCGUCCGACCACAAGAACUGAACCGAUUGGCGGAGUGUUGAGAUAGAUUGUUUCUUCUGGCAAGGACAAAACGAUGGGCGAAAAUUUAUCUGAGCUUAGCCGGUUAGGUAUAGGAUCUGGGAAUUUGUAUUGGUUGGCAGUGACUUUUGGGGAUGGUUGAUAUUAAAGCCUUCUUUUCUUUCGUUUGCUUUGUCCCUUACUUCUACUUGGUCUACUAUCUCCUUUCUUACUAUCAUUCCUGUGUACUCCGUCCUUCCAUAAGGUGCCUCACCUGCACAUUUCCUUUUAUCACUUUCUCGUGGGCUUCCAUGUAAUUCCGGCUUCUACUCUGUUAGAAAAUGAAUGGUGUUAUAACGUUACGGAACUGGGCGAUGUAUGGUAACCAUCAAUACUGUAAUCAUAAGCACAAUGAUAUAAGUCUUGGCUGUUUCACCUGCAUGGCAUCACGUGAGGCUCAGCCGCGGACGAUGACAGGCACGCCGCAGGGCGUUGAUUCCCCUCUUCCUCUCCGACGCAAUCGAAGUAUCUCCGGAUUCAGCUUUCGUG
Molecule: messenger RNA, 1814 nt
Organism: Aspergillus alliaceus
Lineage: Eukaryota; Fungi; Ascomycota; Eurotiomycetes; Eurotiales; Aspergillaceae
Exons: 2
Coding region: 210-1289 (359 amino acids)
Source: RefSeq, a predicted model, not a curated record